Molecule: messenger RNA, 1872 nt
Organism: Chelmon rostratus (copperband butterflyfish)
Lineage: Eukaryota; Metazoa; Chordata; Actinopteri; Chaetodontiformes; Chaetodontidae
Product: potassium voltage-gated channel subfamily D member 2-like
Exons: 6
Coding region: 1-1872 (623 amino acids)
Biological process (GO): potassium ion transmembrane transport; protein homooligomerization
Cellular component (GO): voltage-gated potassium channel complex; membrane
Molecular function (GO): protein binding; A-type (transient outward) potassium channel activity
Source: RefSeq, a predicted model, not a curated record
AUGGCAGCAGGUGUAGCGGCAUGGCUCCCAUUCGCCCGAGCGGCGGCCAUCGGAUGGAUGCCCGUGGCGAGCACCCCGAUGCCCAUCCCUCCCCAAGACAAGAAGAAGGGCCAGGACGGGCUCAUCAUCCUCAACGUGAGCGGGACCAAGUUUCAGACGUGGCGGACCACUUUGGAGAGGUACCCGGACACUUUGCUGGGGAGCACGGAGAGGGACUUCUUUUUCCACGAGGAGACGAAUGAGUACUUUUUCGACCGUGACCCUGACAUCUUCAGACAUAUCCUCAAUUUUUACCGCACGGGGAAACUACACUACCCGCGCCAAGAAUGCAUAUCCGCGUACGACGAGGAGCUCGCUUUCUUUGGUAUAAUCCCCGAGAUCAUCGGGGACUGCUGUUACGAGGAGUACAAGGACCGGAGGCGCGAGAACGCAGAGAGGCUUCAAGACGACGAGGAGAUGGACAUGAACAAUGACGUCACGCCGGUGAACCUGACUUACCGGGAGUUCCUGUGGCGGGCUUUUGAAAACCCUCACACCAGCACCUUAGCUCUGGUCUUCUACUAUGUCACAGGCUUCUUCAUCGCCAUAUCAGUGAUGGCCAACGUGGUGGAGACGGUUCCGUGCGGGACUCUGCCCAACAGGUCAAAGGAGAUGUCCUGUGGAGACCGUUACGCGCUGGCUUUCUUUUGUUUAGACACUGCGUGCGUCAUGAUAUUCACUGUUGAGUAUCUCCUCCGUUUGAUCGCAGCUCCCAGCCGCUACAAGUUCAUGAAAAGUGUGAUGAGCGUCAUCGACGUGGUCGCCAUCAUGCCUUACUACAUCGGCCUGGUCAUGACCGACAAUGACCAGGUGAGCGGCGCUUUCGUCACGCUGAGAGUCUUCCGGGUGUUUCGGAUUUUCAAGUUCUCCCGACACUCCGCGGGGCUGCGCAUCCUGGGCUACACAUUGAAGAGCUGCGCCUCCGAACUGGGCUUCCUACUAUUCUCCCUCACCAUGGCCAUCAUUAUCUUCGCGACGGUCAUGUUUUAUGCAGAAAAAGGCUCCACAGCCAGCAAGUUCACCAGUAUCCCCGCAGCGUUUUGGUACACCAUUGUCACCAUGACAACACUCGGGUACGGUGACAUGGUGCCAAAAACAAUCGUGGGGAAGGUGUUCGGGUCCAUAUGCUCUCUGAGUGGGGUGCUGGUCAUCGCCUUGCCUGUCCCUGUCAUAGUGUCAAACUUCAGCCGUAUCUACCACCAGAGCCAGCGGGCAGAGAAACGACGAGCCCAGAGGAAAACUCGGCUUGCUAGAAUCCGUGCUGCGAAGAUUCGAGGCACUAAUGCCUAUAUGCGCUACAAACAAAAUGGGCUCCUGAUCGACUCACUGGAGGAGGCUGCCAAGGAGGCAGGACAAGCCCUGGUGGGGAAGGCCCCCAACCCUCCUUUUGAGAGCCAACACCAUCACCUGCUGCAUUGCCUGGAGAAGACCACGAAUCACGAGUUCGUGGACGAGCAGACGUUCCAGUCCAACUGCAUGGAGAUCUCUGUGAUGAACAAGUCGGGCUCCCGUGCGUCCUCGCUGUCCUCGUCUCCGCACGGACUCAGCUCGUGCUGCUCUCGGCGCCACAGGAAGAAGAGCAGCUUCAGCCUGCCCAGCACAAACAACCAGGAGCUCAGCACCAUACAGAUACGAGAGAGGCCAGUGGCCAACAGCCGCUCCAGCCUGAACGCCAAACUUGAUGAGACCGUGCCCUUGAAAUGUGACGAACCUUACAUCACUCCCUCCAUGGUCAGCCUAUCUGCCCCCGUGGUGACCUCAUCAGACGGGCACGGCUCCACCACCACCGCCGCAUACUCUCAGAGCAACAUUGUCCGAGUAUCUGCCUUGUAG